Molecule: messenger RNA, 274 nt
Organism: Adineta ricciae
Lineage: Eukaryota; Metazoa; Rotifera; Eurotatoria; Adinetida; Adinetidae
Source: the annotation of a GenBank genome assembly
AUGACAGAGAAACAAAUCCGUGAUUAUCAACGGGCUCAAUGCAUUGCAUUGAGAAGAGCUGGUAUGUCAUAUCGUGCCAUAGCUGAAGAUGCUGAUGUUUCGCGGGCUUCAUUACAACGUUCUUUGGAACGAUAUGAUGAAACAGGCGGUUUUCAAGAUCGUUCUCGGUCCGGCAGACCGAAAAAACUCAAUGAUUGUAAUAUUCGUAUGCUAAAACAUUUGGUUCAAGAUGAUGCUAAUCGAAGUUCAUCAGGGGAAUUAAUGCUUAAAUUGA